This is a messenger RNA of Vitrella brassicaformis, 2144 nucleotides long. Lineage: Eukaryota; Vitrellaceae. The record is from the annotation of a GenBank genome assembly.
GGUUGAUCCAUUAAUGAGUGAAUGCAUCAGGCAGGGCAGGCAACGAGCACAUUCAUUGAUCCACAUACCAUACGCGCACAUGCCAGGGUCCGUCACUCAUUCAUUCGCUAAGCAUCCAUCCAUCCAUCCAUGAAUGAAUGAAUGAACGAAUCAACCCACCUCAUCUCAUCUCAUCUCAUAUCAUCCCCCCCUGUCCUUCCCAACCCAACAUCACAUACAUGGGCAUGGCAUGUAUGGUAUGGUAUGUAUGUAUGUAUGGUGUGUAUACAUAGACAGACAGACAGGAUAUGAUAUAUAUGUACAAACCAGGCAGGGUGGGGGUGGUGUGGGAUGCUCAUCUCCUUUCUCACUCCUUCACUCACCCCCCACCCGAGCAUAUCAUAUGCAGCUAGGUAGGUAACCUAUCCGUAUCUAUCUGUCCGCUGGCAGCACUGCACUGCACCCAUGUGUGUCUGUGGGUGGGUGUGUACUGAACUGGUCUAGCAGAGUAGGAAUGGCAGGUCCACCAGCUGUUCCCCCGUCCCGAAGUAGCAUCCCCCGAAGAAGCGCGUGCACGGCUUGUGAUACGCUACGUAACCUGACCAGGGAGGGAGGGAGAGAAAGAGGGACACACGGGCGGACAGAUGAAUGUGCGUCGGCUGGCUGGCCGGCUGACCUGGCCAGAGCAGGCUUCGGAUGGUGACCGUUUCGCACGAGGGGUCCGCACGCAACGUCCAGCUACCUGCGCACCGCACACACAAAUGCACAUCACAUGCACACAAUAGCGUCCACAUAGAUAGAUCUACACGUAUGGAUUGUUUCUGUGUGAGUGAGUCCGUCCAUGCAUUGUAGACCAUACAUACCGAUGGGCAGGUCGUCCUCGACGCCCUCGAGGAAGUCCGAGUGGAACUGCACGUCAUCGCGACUCAACGCUCGAAGUUUCGCAACUGAACACACCCACACACCCACACACACACUCGUGCAGAUGAGAUGGCUAAGUGGUAGUGAGAGUAUGUGUGUUGUGUGGGUGCAUUCAUUCGUACAUACCGUCGUGCGGGGGUCUGAAGUGCACCCAUGACUCCAACUCCAUCGCAUCCUUGAACGACAAACCUGAUUGAUUCGAUUGGUGCGGUGCACAGCACAGAAGGACACAGACAGAGGUGGAUGGAUGGACGGACGGACGGACGGACGGAUAGAUGGAUACACACGCGGACACACACAACACAACACACCACACCUCUCGCACCCACAGACUGAUUCAUCCCCCUCUCUCUUCCACCCAUCUACGUAUCAGGACGUCACGCUUCCGGGUACGGUACCUUUGAAUGCGAAGUUGCCGAUGAUUUUGUGUGAGUCCAGGACGGCAUGGCUGCCCUUGGGGACGACAGCCGUGGCGUUGUCGAUCUGUCGCACGACGUGGCUGAGGCGGUGCACCUCCCGCACCUUCAUGGGGGGCGGCGGGGCGCCCUCCUCGCCCUCCCCGCCCCCCUCCGCUGCUACCUCUUCCUCCUCAUCUGCAUGGUGCACACACAUACACACACAUACACACACAACACACCGGGAGGGACAGAUAGGCCGUGUGUGUGCGUAUCAUGUGUGUAUGCAUACCUCCAGGUUUUUUGCCCAGCAGUCGGUCCGGCGUGCCGAAGAAGGGCCCCCGCGCCUCAGCACUAUCGAUGAGCUUGGACACCUCACCAUCCACACCAGGCAACUCGGCAAAGUCGAAACUCGGACCACUGCGUACACACAAGGACAGACAGACAGACAAACACGACACCCACACACAUGCCGUCCCGAGCACCCACGACGGCAUCAGCCAUCACUGCGUUGGUUCUAUCUAUGUAUCUGACCUCCAGUAGAAUUUCUUGGUGGGAAAGGCGGCGAGUCCCUCCUGCAGGGCGGCAGCGAUGUAGUAGUCGUUGCCAGCGGUGAGGAUCUUGCCCCAGAAGUACAGCUGGCGAAGGUUUUGCUGCUGCUGCAGCUUGACCAGGGCCACCUUCAGACAGGCCUUCUCGUGCACAUUGAGGACGAUGCCCACUCCAUGGCUCGCCAGCUGGUCAAGGCCGUACUCAAACUCUGCUAACUCCAUCGUUACCAACACCGGGAAUACUGCGACUCUGCGAAAUGCUACUCUCUCUGAAUGCUGUCCAGUCAGAGGAGGGAGG